Messenger RNA from Meloidogyne enterolobii, 525 nucleotides. NCBI's taxonomy places the organism in Eukaryota, Metazoa, Nematoda, Chromadorea, Rhabditida, Meloidogynidae. The record is from the annotation of a GenBank genome assembly.
AUGACCCCUCUCCCACGCUCAUUUGUCUUCGACUUCUUUGAUUUUUUAAUUUCCAAUUUUUUUAGUUAUAUUGUGAAGGGUGCAAUAUGCGCUUUAUCUUUGUGUGAGCAGAAUUUGAAUAGAAAACUAGCUUUUGCCUAUUUGGAAGAUGUCGCUGUUGAAUUUCUUAAUCAAUAUGGAACUCAAGUGGCUUCGACAACUAGACCAUAUCAUUUUUUGGAAUUUGAUACUUAUAUCCAAACUGCAAAAAGAAAACAUAUGGAUAAAGGACGUAAUGCAUUUGCCGCGGUCAAUAAUGAAUUACAAGAUGUUACAAGAAUUAUGGUUUCAAAUAUUGAGGACGUUAUACAUCGUGGGGAGGCAUUAAAUAUUCUUGAGUCUCGUGCUUCCGAUCUCUCCCAUUUAAGCAAAAAAUAUCGCGAAGAUGCUCGACAAUUAAAUCGUCGAACGGCUGUGUUUAAAUUAUUUAUUGCUAUUGGGGUUGCUUCAAUUUUAUUUUUAAUAUUCCGAUUUGUCUAUUUUUGA